This is a messenger RNA of Oncorhynchus tshawytscha (Chinook salmon), 5604 nucleotides long. RefSeq names its product SUMO-specific isopeptidase USPL1. Gene Ontology annotation, cellular component: Cajal body. The record is from RefSeq and is a predicted model, not a curated record. Gene Ontology annotation, molecular function: SUMO binding. NCBI's taxonomy places the organism in Eukaryota, Metazoa, Chordata, Actinopteri, Salmoniformes, Salmonidae. Gene Ontology annotation, biological process: protein desumoylation; Cajal body organization. The transcript is spliced from 7 exons. Bases 167 to 4138 code for a protein of 1323 amino acids.
AAAGAUGAGGAAGAGGAGUGUUUAAUCGAGGAGGAAGAGGUGGCUAUACUUGUGGCUUUGGAGGAUGUCCCUGCUUUAGAAGAGGUUGAGAAGGCUCUACCUGCCUUGGUGGAGGAUGUCCCUGCUUUAGAAGAGGUUGAGAAGGCUCUACCUGCCUUGGUGGAGGAUGUCCCUGCCUCAGAAGAGGUUGAGAAGGCUCUACCUGCCUUGGUGGAGGAUGUCCCUGCCUUCAGAAGAGGUUGAGAAGGCUCUACCUGCCUUGGUGGAGGAUGUCCCUGCCUCAGAAGAGGUUGAGAAGGCUCUACCUGCCUUGGUGGAGGAUGUCCCUGCCUCAGAAGAGGUUGAGAAGGCUCUACCUGCCUUGGUGGAGGAUGUCCCUGCUUUAGAAGAGGUUGAGAAGGCUCUACCUGCCUUGGUGGAGGAUGUCCCUGCCUCAGAAGAGGUUGAGAAGGCUCUACCUGCCUUGGUGGAGGAUGUCCCUGCCUCAGAAGAGGUUGAGAAGGCUCUACCUGCCUUGGUGGAGGAUGUCCCUGCCUCAGAAGAGGUUGAGAAGGCUCUACCUGCCUUGGUGGAGGAUGUCCCUGCCUCAGAAGAGGUUGAGAAGGCUCUACCUGCCUUGGUGGAGGAUGUCCCUGCCUCAGAAGAGGUUGAGAAGGCUCUACCUGCCUUGGUGGAGGCUGUCCCUGCUUUACAAGAGGUUGAGAAGGCUCUACCUACCUUGGUGGAGGCUGUCCCUGCUUCAGAGAAAGAUGAGGAGGAGGUGGCUACACAUGCCUUGAUGGAUAAUGAGUACGGAGAGGAUGAUCUGUCUGUCUUUGACGAGGAAGAGUGCUCCCCAGAGGUGAUGUGUAGGCCAUGUAGUGUGGACCUCAGUCAGAGCAAAGUGCCUGUUGAAGUUCAUGAUGAUGAUGAUGAUGAUGAUGGUCCUAUAAAAGCUAGAAGAAGAGCUCAGAACACCCGGCAACUAAUCAGUAGCGAGGACGAGAUGACCGGCGAAACCAUGGAAACAGAACGGGAAGGAAGCGUCACUGAGGAAGUGGAAGUCGUGCCAUCACCGCCAAAAAAGAAAAUGGGCCGGCCGAGAAAGACUCCUAUUAUUAAAUACACACAGGUAGUGGUGCCCAACUUUGACCCGGAAGUGAUCUCGACUGAUGAGUUGGUUCCGGUUCCCGGGCCUCACCUAUUCUGGAGGAAUGAGCAUAGUCUGUGUUGGCUGGACACCUUGCUGGUAGCGCUGGUCCACCUUCACACCCUGAGGGACAGACGGCCCACCAAGAGGCCCACUGUAGGUCAACCUGUCUGGGACCUGUGUGAGAGUUACAACCGGGCCUGUGGUCUCAUCACAGCCUACCAACACACUGGUGCAGACGGUGUUGUCAGAGUGCCCUCUGCGGUGUUACAGAGGGUCCAAACUGAGAUGCAAGCCAUCAGGAUGUCCAUCUUUAGACUGCUGGAGCCCCUACUGAAAUGUAAACUGGGUCAGAAUGAGACACCUGUGUUUGCCCUGCCGCUCCUGCUCAGGGCUGACUCCUGGGCAGAACCUCUCUUCCAGCAAGCUUAUGAGUGGCAGUUUGAGUGUAUCUCAACAACUUGUCAACAUGCCACCAACACCAAAUGUAAGAAGACCCUCACCACUUUCACCAAGGUGCUUUCUGAUUGGCACCCUCUCAACGCAGCCCACCAGUCACGUUGCAGCAAGUGUAAUAAGAGGAAGCAGACCAGGAUGUUGGUGCUGGAGAGGGUGUCUCCUGUGUUUGUGCUGCACUUUGUAGAAGGUCUUCCUGACAACGACCUCUGCGUGUACUCCUUCACCUUCCAGCAGCAGGAAUACUCCGUCACCACAGUCAUACAGUAUGACCAGCAACUCAAGCACUUUGUCACCUGGAUACGCAGAACUGACGGAUCGUGGUUGGAGUUUGACGAUCUGAAGCACCCUAACUGUGUCUCCCACACCCAGCUGGUGGUCCCUCCUAAAGAAAUCCAUGUUGUCUUCUGGGAGUUGAAGACCGACAGACCGGACAACCCACAGACACCCUGCUCUCCCCCUGUAUCCCUGACAAGCACUGUACUGAUACACAAAGAACUGCAGCAACCUCCCUUAGCCAAACUCUUUGUCAACAAUGAAUCUCAAGACAUCUCUCAGACGGUCUCUGAUGAUGCGGACACUGACAUGGACACCACCAUAACUGCUGGCUAUAUUGAUAACGAUAUGGACGCAACAUUAACGAAUAACGUUAACUCUCCCAUCGCCAUCGGUUCCACCAGUGUGCUUCAUGGCGUACCGGUUCAAUCCUGUUACCACAACCUCUCUCUCCCCCUCCUUCACAACGACACAGCCAUUGUCGAGGCACUGACUGUGUCUGACGAUACCGACAACGACAUCAUGGACACCACGGUAACCACCGGUAAAGCUGGUAACUCGUCUAUUGGUAGCACCACACUGCUUGACACCUUCGAGGGCCUCUCCCACGAUGACGUUGUCACCCUGACGCUCGUAGAGGUCAAAGUUGGCUCUGAUGGGAGGGCGUUGGACGACAACGAUGUCUCCCUGGCUCCCAGGCAAAAUGGAGACCUCAGUCCUCCUCUACCUGCUCCUACACCUGAGGCUGAGAACCCUGCACCUGCCCAUGAAAUGCCCCCUGAAGGUGAAACGCCCCCUGAAACAGAUGUUGUCGUCAUCAAAAGGCCAUCGUCCCCUGAUACUGCCAGUGGGUUUCUCCUUGACAGCAGUGACGGUCCUUCUGAGCCCGACUCUGAAAAGCCCACUCCUCCUAGUCCUCCCAGACUCAGAAGGGGCAGAAGCACCAGCAAUAAAGCUAAAAUGAUUGCAUCCAACACUCCAGUUGCACCAGCAGCUAAGGUGGUCGCAACAACACCACCAAGAACAUCUACACCAAUGGCACUUCCUGGAAAGUGUGGUGGAAUAAUCCUGCCCUCAGUUGUAUCUAUGAUGUCACCGUCAUAUGUGGAACCCAGCACCCCAUCACCAGAGGCCCCUACUCCUCCUUCUCCCCCACCCCACUCCAAACCCGCUACUACCUCCACCUCUCUGCAGAGCAAACCCGGCCUUCCUCCACCCCCGGACCCCAACUCUCGCUGGUCCUACCUGCUUAGCCUCCACCCCACCUCCAUCCCCAAUCCCCCAAGACCAACCAGUCACUUCAAACACUCAACACCCAACCGGUUCCAGCAGCUUUCACAUAGCUGGCAGAUCCCAAGGAUGGCUCCCCCCAACCCAGACGCCAGGUUGAAGAAGCCUCCGCCUCUACCCAAACCCAAACUAAGUAAGGUGGACAACGAGGCCCUGCCGGUGAAGGCUGCCGAGAUGUACGGAGGGUUCCAGGCCAGAAGCAGGAUCGUAAAUAUAAACAUGAACAGCCCCUCCAAGACUUCAUCUCCCACCCAGCUUCUCUCUCAAAGAACUGACCCUCAAAAUGGCGCCUGGAAGAUACAGAGUCAACCUCCUGCCCUCGUCUCGCGAAAACCCCUUAUCAACCACACCACUUCAGCAGUGCCUAUUGUGACCUCACUUCCUCCCUCUCCAGGAGUCACGGAGAUCCCUAAAAUCUCUUCCUCCAGGAAACACAGCCCCGGCGGUCAGGUCAGUGAGACCGAUGCCCUCAGGUACAAGCUGCUGAAGAAGCUGAAAGCCAAGAAGAAGAAACUAGAGAAGCUGAAUCAGAUGCUGGGUAACCAGGGGGGUGCGGGAGGGCGGGGGGAAGUAACCUGCACACCAGACAUCACUGAUCGGAGUCCCUCCCACACCGUGAGCUCUAGUACCUCUGUCUACGACAGCCCCGCAUACGACCAGUUCUUUGCUGACCUUCUUUCGCCGGUGACGACCGCCAGCAACCUAUCGCCGGACAGCACAGGCUUGCUGGAGAUGCUGACCACCAAUGGGCAAGAAGGGGGCGGGGACUUGGCAUGUGGGGGGAAUGGUAUUAGUGGAGCCUCACAGGUGGUGACACCUGUGAUCUUGCAUCCGGCCAAUCACGGUGUAGUAGUGCCACAGCCUGGUCUAGCCGAGCCAAUCACGACCUCUGGUGAGAACUUCCUGGAAGAGUUCAUAUCAGGGUCGGCCAAUCAGCAGACGGAGAUGGAGACUGAUACCCUUAGUGCUCUCGACCUGUUCUUUUAGGCACGUUAACUACAGGUCUAGGAUCUGCUGACAACUCUUACCCAACCCCUAAGCUUAAACGUUGGGGGAAAUGCAAAGCUUACCUCAGAUCAGUGGCUAAGUCUACGUCUCAAAUGGCAUGAUAAUCCCUAUAUAGAGCCUCUGGUCAAAAGUAGCACCAUAGAGAUCCUAUUAAAUUAAACUAUUCUAAUUCCUAAUUAUAUGAGAAGUGAGCUCUAAAGGGAGUAGUGUGCCAUUUUGGAUGCAUUCAGACAGUUUCUAGUAGAAACUGCAUGCUACUAUUCCUUUCAGUCGGGAGAGUGUGUGUGUGUGUGUCUCUGCGUGUCUCUGUGUGUGUGUGUGUGUGUGUGUGUGUGUGUGUGUGUGUGUGUGUGUGCUUGGCAUCAAUGGGUUGUUCUGUUCUGGGUAGCAUGUGUUACAUGAAGCGGAAUCAAACUGCCAUUUUAAAGAGAGAGUUCACCUAAAUUACAAAGUGACAUAUUGGUUUUCUUACCCUGGAAGCAGUCAAUGGACAAGGUACGAUGGCGAUCCAUGCUUUGGUUUAGUUUCCCUGGCAUUGUUUCCACAUGCUAACGUUUGUGGCACAAAUCCCAUUCAAAUCAUGGGACCGAUUUAUUAUUUUCUACGCAUCCUGUUCAAAUCAUAUCUAAGUGACUUUGUUUAGAUUCACAAUGAAUUUUAGAUAAUUUUGGAUGGUUAGGACAGGAUGCAUGAAAAAUGCUAAUAUCGGUCCCUUGGAUGGGAUUUCUGAUACAAAUACUAAAACGUUAGCAUAUGGAAACAAUGCCAGGGAAACUUAACCAAAGCACGGAUUGCUGUCAUCCAUAGACCUGCUUACAGGGUAAGGAAACCAAUGCAUCAUUUUGUCAUUUGGAUGAACUGUCCCUGUAACUCUGGUAAGCACUUGGAUAUCGCUCAUGUUUUUUUUGUGGUUUAUCAAGAAUGUUGGAGUUGAACAUGGAGUAAUGUUAAUACUCACUGAGGUUUUGUCCAAAAUGACACCCUAUUCCCUACAUAGUGUCCUGCUUUUGACUAGGGUCUUUAGGGAUCUGAUCAAAAGUAAGUGUACUUUUUUUAAAAAGGGAAUAAGGUGCCCAUUUGUGAUGGAACCAUUGUACUUACAGGUUCUGAGGCUUUAAGGGAGAUUAAAAAUGGAGGUUGUUUCAGAGUAUUCUGGAACGUUAAUAGACCCAAUUAUUUGAUCCUGCUUUGUGGAAAAAAACUCCUGAAGACAACAUAUGCUGUUUUUGUUUGCUUUUUAAAAAAUGUUAGUUUGUCUGAAUUACUUGAAAACUAGGUGGAAAAAGCCUGACAUCUAGGAUAAAAAUAUGUUUGUGUUUUAUAGGGUGGUUCGAACUCUUAUCUUUUGAAUGUAUUUUUUGUAAUAAAAAACUGUGACAGAGUUCUAAAAUGUUGUACUGAAUCAGAUACUGUAUGUAAUUCUAAUAAAAUAUUCUUUACAUGGA